AUGGCAUCUCUACCUAACAGAAGCACGGUUUCCAAGGGCAAGUACUCGUUGACGGACUUCUCCAUCCAGCGAACGCUUGGAACGGGUUCGUUCGGCCGGGUGCAUCUGGUUCGGUCGGUGCACAACAACCGGUACUACGCCAUCAAGGUGCUGAAAAAGGCGCAGAUUGUGAAGAUGAAGCAGGUGGAGCACACCAACGACGAGCGGCGGAUGCUCAAGCUGGUGGAGCACCCAUUUCUGAUCAGAAUGUGGGGGACGUUCCAGGACUCCAAAAACCUGUUCAUGGUGAUGGACUACGUGGAGGGAGGCGAGCUGUUCUCGCUGCUGCGAAAGAGCCAGCGGUUCCCCAACCCCGUGGCCAAGUUUUAUGCGGCAGAAGUCACCCUCGCCCUCGAGUACCUGCACUCCCACAACAUCAUCUACCGAGACCUCAAGCCCGAAAACAUUUUGCUAGACAAGAACGGUCACAUCAAAAUCACGGACUUUGGGUUCGCCAAAGAGGUCCGCGACGUGACCUGGACGCUGUGUGGCACGCCAGAUUACAUUGCGCCCGAGGUGGUCACCACAAAGGCGUACAACAAGUCUGUGGACUGGUGGUCGCUCGGAAUCCUCAUUUAUGAAAUGCUCACCGGCUACACGCCCUUCUACGACCACACGCCCAUGAAGACGUAUGAGAACAUUCUCAUGGGUCAUGUGCGGUACCCUUCGUACCUGCAUCCGGAUGUGACUGAUUUGCUGACCAAACUCAUCACCAAGGACCUCACCCGACGAUAUGGUAACCUGCAGGGCGGCCCACAGGACGUGAAGAACCACCCGUGGUUCUCCGAGGUCAUUUGGGAGAAGUUGUUGUCCAAGGAUAUCGAGACUCCGUAUGAGCCUCCCAUUCAGAGUGGAGUGGGCGACACGUCGUUGUUUGACAGUUACCCGGAGGAGGAGCUGGACUAUGGAAUUGUAUGUCCGGACCCGUAUGGAAAGUUGUUUGGCGAUUUCUAG
Messenger RNA from Yarrowia lipolytica CLIB122, 993 nucleotides. RefSeq lists its product as uncharacterized. The record is from RefSeq and is a predicted model, not a curated record. Gene Ontology annotation, cellular component: nucleus. Gene Ontology annotation, biological process: protein phosphorylation. Gene Ontology annotation, molecular function: ATP binding; protein serine/threonine kinase activity. Lineage: Eukaryota; Fungi; Ascomycota; Dipodascomycetes; Dipodascales.